Otolemur garnettii (small-eared galago) is the source of this 1307-nucleotide messenger RNA. It is a transcript of the gene SNX24, whose product is annotated as sorting nexin 24. The transcript is spliced from 7 exons. Gene Ontology annotation, molecular function: phosphatidylinositol phosphate binding. The coding region runs from base 5 to 514 and encodes 169 amino acids. The record is from RefSeq and is a predicted model, not a curated record. NCBI's taxonomy places the organism in Eukaryota, Metazoa, Chordata, Mammalia, Primates, Galagidae.
GGCCAUGGAGGUCUACAUCCCGUCCUUUCGCUACGAGGAGAGUGACCUGGAGCGGGGAUACACGGUGUUUAAGAUAGAAGUGCUAAUGAAUGGAAGAAAACAUUUUGUUGAAAAAAGGUACAGCGAAUUCCAUGCUUUGCACAAAAAGCUUAAGAAAUGUAUAAAAACUCCAGAAAUUCCUUCGAAACAUGUUAGGAACUGGGUUCCAAAAGUGUUAGAACAACGACGACAAGGUUUGGAAACAUAUUUACAGGCUGUCAUUUUAGAAAAUGAAGAACUCCCCAAACUGUUUCUUGAUUUUCUAAACGUGCGACACUUGCCCUCUCUACCAAAGGCAGAAAGUUGUGGAUCUUUCGACGAGACAGAAUCUGAAGAGUCAAGCAAACUGUCCCACCAGCCCGUGCUGCUGUUCCUCAGGGAUCCAUACGUCUUGCCUGCAGCCAGCGAUUUUCCGAAUGUGGUUAUCGAGGGAGUGCUCCAUGGGAUAUUUUACCCGCAUCUGCAGCCCAGGUAGAAAUCCUACAUGGCUCAAAGAAGCUGAGGCAAGUUUCGAAGACACAGCCGAGGAAAUCGAUACCUACCAAAUUAACCUAAACUCUAUGACACAACAGUCUAGCUAGUGGUAAAAUUCACAGUCCCAGCUUAAUUCAGGGCAGGGACCUUUCCAUUAGAAUGGUGCUUUUAAAAAUAGAAACUGAACCAGGGCAGUGAGCAGGUGAAGGCCAGGUGUUUAAGAAGUAGAAUGUAGCUGCCAACUUAGAAACCUGUGAAAAGGAAGCCACGGCAGAUUCCUGGGAGGACCGGGGGUCGCAAAACAAAGUCACCCUCCGCUCCAUUUGCACCAUUUGCUAAUUGAAAAUCAUAACCUGAAUCCUACUGAGACUGAUCACCUUUGGUAGCUUUUUCGUUCAGAUCUUAAUGACACACUAAUCUUUUCACCGUGAAGUUUUCUCAGCCGGUAACAGUAGCAUUCUGAAGUGCCGGCACCAGGACAGUGUUACAGACACACACUAAGCUGAAUGUGAGGAAGGAAUGAAACUGGAAAUUAACUUAUAAUGAUAAUCUUGUGGCAUUGUAGUUUACAUUACAGUGGAGUGGCAUCAUAUCCAGGGGAUUAGCUUCUGACCUCAGCACAGAAGGUAGAAUGGGCUGUUAGGAUAACCCUGGGAAGCCCCCCAGAAAGGCGCCAUGUCGGGAUUCUGUGCAGCAACCGCAGCCGGUUUUCACUCCAGUGUUGGAAGAAAAGAGUGUUUUGUUCAUUUGAAGACCAGAUGAAGUUGUUAGUGUUUGUUUAGGGGCCAUUUUGU